Molecule: messenger RNA, 964 nt
Organism: Saccostrea echinata
Lineage: Eukaryota; Metazoa; Mollusca; Bivalvia; Ostreida; Ostreidae
Exons: 3
Coding region: 244-711 (155 amino acids)
Source: RefSeq, a predicted model, not a curated record
GUGACCUUUAAUUACCCACCCGGAAAAGUGAUCGUGAAUGCCUCAUACUCUGUCUUCUCUACAAACACUUUGCUCUGGUGUGUUAGGAGAUGCAAGUUUCAAAGAAAAUGUUUAUCUGUGAACUUUGAUUCCACAGAGAGAAAAUGUUUUCUAAACUAUAAAGAUCACCUGACUCCCGGAGCACAGCUGGGGACCUCCAGUCACGUUCGAUCUUACGACGUUGGUGUUUGGAAUGAUGAUGACAUGUACAUGGGGAGCUGUAGUAACCACAGUUGUAGGUUCGAUUUGAUCUGUGAACAAGGAAGUGAUCCCACUGUUCCUUACACGUGUAUACAAGACACACAAUGUCAGUGGAGCGAUGGCUGUUCAGGUUGCAUCCAAGACAAUGGACAGAAGAUCCAACCUAACACUCAGGACUUUACACCUAUCGGCUGCUACCACGCUGCUGGAGCUAACACUGGUUUUCAGAGUUCUGUUAAUAUGAGGCCUCAGAUCAACUGGUAUGACAUUGGCGCUUCAAUUCGGGCCUGUGCUCUAGAAGCCAGAAACAGAAUGUUACAGUACUUUGGUAUUGAGUUUUACGGGGAGUGCUUCAUGAGAAAUGAUACACUGGAUGUGUCAUACGCACUGGUUUCUAAGAACAAGUGCUCCGAGAAAUGUGCAUUUGGUGUUGGAGCGGCUGAUGUUAUUUUCUUUUACCAGCUUAUUUGAAAAUGAGAAAUCAGAAAUUGUUUCGACUGAUUUUAUUCAGUGUCAGAUAUUUGUUUAAUUGUACUUAUCGAACUUUUGUAGCAAAUUAAGUUAGACAGCAUUACUGGUUAAUGUGAUAUGUGAGGCAACAUUUCAUUACUAAGAAAUGUAUAUUGAAAAUCUCUUCAUAGUGCAUCGAAUUACUACCUGAACUGAAUAAACAUAGUAAACCAUUUGCCCUUUUUAGAAGAAACAUUAUAAAUAUCUUUUUAAA